AUACGCACUCCCUUCGUCGUCAGCUCCUUCCUUCACAUUUCACCUUGUUAGGCUUUACGAAGUACGUGUAGUAUUCCUAUACCCCGACUUGCCUUGACUUCCAACCACGUAUCGUGACUUUCUUCACCUUCACCAUCUCCAAAGCUUCGUAACAACACCCUCCAACCCCGCUUCCCACGACUUUGGUCACCCAGCCAAAAUCGCUUCCUUGACGAGUCGCCCAAGCGGGCUCGUCUUCUUAUUUGCGACAUUCGCCCUCAUCCUCGCCCUCGUCCUUUCACCCACCGCCCUGGGCCCGCGCGACAUCAUGCCCAACCACCAGACGGGCAGCCUGCCCCUGCACCCAAUCUAUAAGCCGCCGUAUACCAUCGAAGCUCCGGGCUACGAGAAGGUCCCUGGCGAGACCAUCCCCCGCCGAAACCCCAAGUCCAAGGAUGGCCUACACAAGGAACCGUCCAGCGAUGUCCAUACUCUCUACGACAUCAUCAAGCGCAGCGUCCGUCUCUACCCCAAUGAGCCCGCCGUCGGGAGCAGGAACCUCGUCAAGGUCCACACCGAGAAGAAGAUGGUCCCGAAAGGCGAUGGCACCGAGGCCGAAAAGGAGUGGCAGUUGUUUGAGCUCACCGGCUACUCGUUUCUCACCUACACCGAGUUUCACCAGUACAUCCUCCAGCUCGCAUACGGCUUGCGCAGCCUCGGUCUGUCCAAGGGAAGCCGUCUGCACCUGUUCGCACCCACGCACCUGAACUGGUUUUCCUUGGCUCACGCCUGCGGGUCGCAAUCCAUGUCUAUCGUUACGGCCUAUGACAGUCUUGGUGCUGCGGGCCUCGAACACUCCCUUCUCCAGUCCGACGCCGAGGCCAUGUACAUUGAACCAAACCUCCUCAAGACGGCCAGCGGGCCGCUGAAGAAAGCCAAGGGCAUCAAAUUCAUCAUCUACAACGACUCCUCUCACUUCGCAGACGGCACUGAGGUCGACGCCUUCAAGCAAUCCAACCCUGACGUGCCCAUUUACAGCGUAGAAGAAGUCCGUAAGCUGGGCGAGCAAAAUCCGGUUGAUCCUGUCGAGCCUACACCCGAAAGCCUCUUCUGCAUCAUGUACACCUCUGGCUCUACAGGUCUGCCCAAGGGCGUUCCCAUGACGCAUGAGAAUAUGCUGGCUGCCGGUAUGAACGUCUCUUCUUUUUCUGUGGAAGCCACAGUCCCCUCUCGGGCUCAGCCAGCUUGUGCCGCGAUGCUGAUCUUCUCAAACGCAGUCACCGGUCUCUAUCUCAACGUCGAAGACAUUGUCAGCCCUCGAGAUUUUUGCUUGGCAUAUCUGCCUCUAGCGCACAUUCUCGAGCUUGUCCUAGAGAACAUCGUCCUCUUCAUUGGCGGCACGAUAGGUUACGGGAAUCCGCGUACACUAUCUGAUACUUCGGUCAGGAACUGUGCUGGUGAUAUGCGCGAAUUCCGCCCGACCGUUCUCGUCGGCGUGCCGCAGAUUUGGGAGACGAUCAGGAAAGGCGUGGAGAGCAAGGUAAACAAAUCCGGUGUCCUGACCAGGUCACUCUUCUGGGGUGCCUUCAACUACAAGUCCUUUAUGACUAGGAACCAUCUCCCCUUUGCCAAGGUCUUGGACCCUAUUGUUUUUGGCAAGGUCCGCGAACUGACCGGGGGUCGUCUUCGCUUCAUUUUCAAUGGUGCCAGCGGCCUGGCUGAGGGUACAAGGCAUUUCCUUUCCAUAACUUUGGCGCCCAUGGUCGUUGGCUACGGCUUGACGGAAACGGGUGGAAAUGGUGCCCUGGGAAAUCCCCUCUCGUACACGGCGAGUUCUAUAGGCCCCGUGCCCGCGGCGAUCGACAUCAAGCUCGUUUCCGUUCCUGAGCUCAACUACUCUGCCGACGCGGGGACGGCGCAGGGUGAGAUCUGGAUGAAGGGCCCUGCCGUCUUCCAUGGUUACUUUAAGAACGAGGAGGAGACGAAAAAGGCCAUCACCCCGGAUGGUUGGUUCAAGACAGGCGACAUUGGCGAGUUCGAUUCCGACGGCCAUUUGCGCGUCAUCGACCGUCUCAAGAAUCUCGUCAAGCUGCAGGGGGGCGAGUAUAUUGCUUUGGAGAAGCUGGAGACCGCCUACCGGGGCAGCCAAUUUGUGAAUAAUAUCAUGGUGCAUGCCGACCCCGAACAGUCAAGGCCCAUCGCCGUCAUUGCACCCAACGAGAAGGUCCUGGCUGAGGAGGCCCAGCGCCAGGGUGUGAGUGAAACCCAGAUGCACUCGGAUGCCAAGGUCAAGAGCGCCGUCCUCAAGGACCUCGUCGCUAUCGGCAAGAAGGCUGGCCUGAGCCCCUUGGAGAUCGUGUCGGCCGUGGUGCUGGCUGAGGAGGAGUGGACCCCCGCGAGUGGGUUCGUCACUGCCACACAGAAGGUGAACCGCCGGGUUCUCACUGAGCAUUAUAAGGAACAAAUCGCAAACGCCUUCAAGAGGCGGUGAGACUCGCAUGUUGAAGCGUUGUGCGAUGCCAUAUGUGAUAUAGCCUUGAAGCGGAGGGAACAAUGAUGGUGGUGAUAUGUUUGUUCAUGGAUGGUUAGGGUAAAGGAAUUUGAAUGACAGCUUGGGGAACUGACCCUCUACCUGAGUGAUCUUGAAUGCUGUUGUACGCGACCGAGACCGCAUGUAUGUCCGCAUGUGAUUAUGUUCGAGGAUCUUCACCCAGCCAGCAUGGUCUCUUCAGCAGGAAGAAGCCC
This is a messenger RNA of Sodiomyces alkalinus F11, 2724 nucleotides long. RefSeq names its product long-chain-fatty-acid-CoA ligase. The transcript has 3 exons. Gene Ontology annotation, molecular function: long-chain fatty acid-CoA ligase activity. Gene Ontology annotation, biological process: long-chain fatty acid metabolic process; long-chain fatty-acyl-CoA metabolic process. NCBI's taxonomy places the organism in Eukaryota, Fungi, Ascomycota, Sordariomycetes, Glomerellales, Plectosphaerellaceae. The coding region runs from base 308 to 2470 and encodes 720 amino acids. The record is from RefSeq and is a predicted model, not a curated record. Gene Ontology annotation, cellular component: endoplasmic reticulum; plasma membrane; lipid droplet.